Molecule: messenger RNA, 1840 nt
Organism: Manihot esculenta (cassava)
Lineage: Eukaryota; Viridiplantae; Streptophyta; Magnoliopsida; Malpighiales; Euphorbiaceae
Product: E3 ubiquitin-protein ligase ATL4
Exons: 1
Coding region: 466-1461 (331 amino acids)
Source: RefSeq, a predicted model, not a curated record
AAGUCAAAAUUGAAAGGAAAGAGGCGUGGCGUCACAGGCAGAAAUUUACCCAAUGAUGCGGCUUACGGCUGGGCGUUAACCUAAGUCAUAAGAUAAGAACUCUACUUUUAGCUGAGCUAAUCCUGCCAAGGUUACUUUUCACUUGAUUUUACAAAGAAAAAUAUGCAUGGCCAUAGAGACACCAAAAAAUAUAAUAAAAAUUUAGGACAAUGCCAUGCUUGUGCAUUUUUGUUAGGAAAAUGCCAGUUAACCUCAGCAACUGUGAGCGAAUGCUAUAAAUGAAUCCACCAUCCCUCAUCCGCACGCACACCUCUCUCACGUGACCUCUCCCCUGUUCGCAUUGUCGUUCUUCUUUUUCUUUUGAUCCUUGCCAACGCCAUUUGCCAAACGCAAAAUCACUUAUAAAACCAACAGGUAAAGCCCCGCAAUUUUCUCUCUCGAAGCGCCACUCGGAGGAGCAGACCAAUGUCGUCGUCGUCGCCGCUGUCGCCUCCUCUUCUUCCCUUCAACAGUAACACUCAAGAUACGCAUCCUUCUCCUUUCCAAAAUCUUAAACCUAGCAUCCUUGUUAUUCUUUUGAUCCUCUCCAUUACUUUCCUUCUUUCCAUUUCUCUCUGUCUUCUUCUCCGCCACCUUAACCGCCGUUGUCUCCUCCACCUCUCUUCUUCCUCUCAUGUUUCCACUGCCACCAUUCCCAUCGCCACAUCCUCUUCUUCUAAUCGCCAUUCCAACAAUCGUGUUUCACCUGAAAGUCCUGUAUCCUCUCUCAUCGAUUCUCUCCCGCUCUUCACCUUCAGCUCCAUUAAACGCCGUUCGACAACCUCUCCCGCUGAUUGUGCCGUCUGUUUGUCCAACUUCGAACCGCAGGAUCAACUCCGUCUUCUUCCGCUCUGUUGCCAUGCUUUUCAUGUUCUUUGCAUCGACACGUGGCUUCAGUCUAACCAAACGUGUCCUCUUUGCCGAUUACCGAUUCAUGCAUCCGAGUCUGAUCUUUUGAAGGCGCUAUCUAGCUCCAUUGAUGGAGGCAUUUCAGAAAGCUUCCGCCUUGAGAUUGGCUCCAUUAGCUGCCGUCAAACAGCUUCCGAUUCCGCCGUCGAGCAUCGAAGUUCCUAUUCCGUUGGCUCUUUCGAGUACAUUGUGGAUGAAGAAGCUGAGGUUACUAUGAGUCACAUGCACAGGAGAAGCGUUUCAGAGAAGGAAGUCGCAGCUCCAGUACAUCAGUCGACGCAAGAGCCGAACCUAGCCUUCGAAGUAGCCAGCGGAAGAAGUUGGCUUCAGGAUUACGUUGACAGGCUCUCGGCUUCGCUCUCAUCACGUGCUUUUUCGUUUCGAAGUUCUGGAAGGUUUUUCACUGGAAGUAGUCGCCGAAGUGAGAAUGUCAGCACCGGAGAUUACGACUUGGAAGCGAAUCGGGUGGUGGAAGAGAUGAACGAAAUAUUUCGCUGGUUCUCAGGGGUAUGAAUGGUAAAUACUGCACUUAGCUAGGGGAAUUUAAUUCUUCGGUUUAGCUUUGUCCAGUCCAUUUUUUCCAUAUCCACUCCAAAACUAUUCAGCAUGGGCAGGAAAAAAAUUGAAAGGGGGGGAUUGGAUAAAGCACAAAAUGGAAUGGAAGCAGUACUAUACCUUGCUUUGGCGAUUGGCAUCCAUCUUUAAUGAGUCAUGUAGAUAGAUAAAAGUGGUAGAAAUGACAAUUUCUGGGCGGAUUAUAUGAGUUGCCUUUUUAGAAAUGGAUGGACGAGAUUCUGGUCGCGUGGCUAAGGUUGGAAAUUUAAAGAAAUAUCCAUUUGAGAUUUUGUGAUUAAUUGUUGAUGCUACAUAUGCUGUCUUCUAGCAUAUUCCA